This is a messenger RNA of Oxyura jamaicensis (ruddy duck), 2434 nucleotides long. RefSeq names its product SH3 domain containing ring finger 2 (gene SH3RF2). Gene Ontology annotation, biological process: protein ubiquitination; positive regulation of proteasomal ubiquitin-dependent protein catabolic process; negative regulation of apoptotic process. The transcript is spliced from 10 exons. Gene Ontology annotation, cellular component: nucleoplasm. Gene Ontology annotation, molecular function: protein phosphatase 1 binding; ubiquitin protein ligase activity. NCBI's taxonomy places the organism in Eukaryota, Metazoa, Chordata, Aves, Anseriformes, Anatidae. The record is from RefSeq and is a predicted model, not a curated record. Bases 32 to 2254 code for a protein of 740 amino acids.
CGCGGCCCGUGACGGGAGCCCUGCGCUGAAGAUGGAUGAUUUGGCUCUGCUCGACCUGUUGGAGUGCCCGGUGUGCUUUGAAAAGCUCGACGCCACAGCAAAGGUGCUGCCGUGCCAGCACACUUUCUGCAAGCCUUGUCUGCAGAGGAUCCUGAAAUCCCAGAAGGAGCUCCGGUGCCCCGAGUGCAGGACGCUCGUCCUCUGUGGCAUCGAGCAGCUCCCGUCCAACCUGCUGCUCAUUCGCCUGCUGGAUGGAGUCAGAUACGGACAGAAUGUUCCCCGGUUCGGCUCAAUGCAGAGGUCGGGGCUCCUGUCCUCCCCCGCCUCCAUCCGGAGGCUCCCACGGGGUCUGCAGCUCCACCAGCACCGGCUGGCGACCAGCCCCAGGAUCCACAUGGAUGGGGUUCCACGAGCCAAGGCGUUGUACACCUACCGAGGGCACAAUCCCGGCGAGCUGAGGUUCAACAAAGGAGACAUCAUCAUGCUGCUCCGACAGCUGGAUGAGAACUGGUACCUGGGUGAGGCCAACGGGAUCAGCGGUGUUUUCCCAGCCAGCUCCGUACAAGUCAUCAAGCACCUGCCCCUGCCACCACCCCUCUGCAGAGCACUUUACAACUUUGACCUGAGAAGCAGGGACAAAAGUGAAAACAAAGAGUGCCUGACAUUUCACAAGGGUGAUAUCAUCACCGUCAUCAGCAGAGUUGAUGGAAACUGGGCAGAGGGCAAGUUAGGCGACAAAGUAGGGAUCUUCCCUGUGCUGUUCGUGGAGCCCAACACGACGGCCAGGCAGCUCCUGCAGACCAGCAAGAGCCACUGGCCGCCCCCCUUUAAGUGUGCGUCGCUGCGAACGGCCUCUCCCAAAGCGAAGGGCAGGGAGCCGCCCGCGCUCCACAAGGCGCCCGACUCCCGGCGGAAGAGCCUGCGGCCGUUCUCCAUCACCACCGCCCUCAACACCCUGAACCGCAUGGUGCACGCGCCCGCCGACCGGCCGGCGCUGGAGAUCAGCUCCCCAGUGCUCAUCAGCUCCAGCAACCCCAGCGUGGCCGCCCCCAGCAGCGAGCAGGCAGACGCCCCCCAGGGCCCCCCUGCCCAGGUCAGUGCAUCUUACUACCCCGCUUCAGGAUCGCUGGGGCACUCAGCAGCCAUUGUCACUCUUCCCCACCUGCAGCACCACCUAUCAGCCAACAUGUGCGUGGCUCUCCACUCCUACAUGGCUCACGGGCCGGACGAGCUGGAGCUGCAGAAAGGAGAAGGGGUCCGCAUCUUUGGGAAAUACCACGACGGCUGGCUGCGGGGCAUGUCGCUGGUCACGGGAAGAGUGGGGAUCUUCCCGAGCAACUACGUCGCUCCUCUUUUCAGCAGGAAACCCAGCCUCUCCGACUCGAAGCUGCCUUCCCUGUACGCCUCGUGGACGCUGUCGACCUCCUCGCUGUCUUCCCAGGGGAGCAUCUCGGAGAGCGGCCAGCGGCAGAGCCGGCCGCUGAAGGUGGCUGCGCUGCCCGUGCCCGUGCCCUCGCCCAGCAGGAGCGCGGCCGCGCUGGGGGGCACGGGGCAGGCGUCGCUGCGGCGCGGCCGCGGCAGCACCAGGAAGAAUGGAUCCCUGCAGAGGCCGGGGCAGCCAGGGGGCCCCGUGCAGGCUGCCGGCUCCCUGCGGCGUCCUCCCACGGCCGCGGUGCGACCUCAGCAGUUUCAGCUCUAUCAGCACAUCAGCACUCAGCUGCACAGCAUCCCGCCUGGAGCUGGCAUGGCUGAGGCAGGAAUGAGGCCAAACUUCUCCCACGAUGCUUCACCAGUGCUUGUGGUCAGAGGAGGGGAGAGCAGAACUCCUUCUGUCUGUAGCUCAGUGAUCCUGGAUGCCAAAGACCCUCCAGCAAAGAGUGAGCCAGCCCCAAAGCCGCCUGCAUCAGCCCCACCGUCCAUCCUGGUGAAACCAGACACCUCCCGGAACAGCACCGAAAAGCAGGUGAAGACGGUGAGGUUCCAGAACCACAGCCCCCCGCCGCCCAAGCGGCACAGCCUGCAGCCCUCCCCACGCCUGCCCCGCAGCAGGACGGAGCCGGCUCCCAUGGUGGAGCCCCUGCUGCCCGAGGGGAGCCCGCCGGGCCCUGAGCUGCCAGCGCUGCCCUCGCCCCGGCUCGGCGCCAGCCCCCUGCACCCGCGCAGGGCACUGCACCCGAAGGCAGCAUCGCUGGACCUCUCGGGCCAGCUGACCUUCCCCAUGAGGAAGAGCUACAGCAGCGUCUCUGCGAACUGACGACUCUCUUCAGCCCGAUUUCCCCAGUGAAGAGAGGUUAGACACCAGCACCGUGAUCCUGCUGCUGCAUCUCCUCCAGCAGGCCGGGAAGGACCGGACCCCCCCGCGCUGCUCCCGCAGCGGCGCAGCCCCGGCCCCGCUCCCCGAACUGCCCAGGCUCAGCCCUGCCUCACCGCGACC